This is a messenger RNA of Cephus cinctus (wheat stem sawfly), 2494 nucleotides long. Its product is annotated as putative odorant receptor 85d. Gene Ontology annotation, molecular function: olfactory receptor activity; odorant binding. NCBI's taxonomy places the organism in Eukaryota, Metazoa, Arthropoda, Insecta, Hymenoptera, Cephidae. The record is from RefSeq and is a predicted model, not a curated record. Gene Ontology annotation, biological process: detection of chemical stimulus involved in sensory perception of smell; sensory perception of smell. The transcript has 5 exons. The coding region runs from base 1226 to 2458 and encodes 410 amino acids. Gene Ontology annotation, cellular component: plasma membrane.
UUACCAUAAGUAUAAUCGAUCCACGAUUUGAAUAUAUGCCUUUUCGAAAUUUCGUAGACAAUGCAAUUCUUAGCAAAUCACACAUGGCUUUCCUUGAAAUUACUAAAAUGAUUGUGCCGGUUCAGUGAAAUCGUGCUGGAUCGGGAUAAGGGUAGCACGGUAUGCACGGCACAAAAAAAGUCGCGUGGAUGCAAAAUCUUUGAGUUUUGUUUCAACGUUUAAGAUACGCUGGCAUGGAUGACACGAAAGCGCGGUAACAAUACGGAAAGUAAUGAUUUGAUUUUAUCGAGCGAAAAUGCCGAGCGACGUGUGAUCGAUAAAGCCGAGCGACUAGUCGAUUACUGUAGCGUUACUUCUCGAGCUUUUUCCAAAAGAGACUGAUUUGGAGGCGCCUAGUCGCGCGUAUUUCCGAAAUCUUUCGGGGGGGAUGGACACGAGCAGGAAACUACUUGCACGUCCAGAACGAGCAGUUUUUCAGAGACGAUGACGUUCUAACUGUAGACUCGCUUGUUUAUAUUUGUCAUCGAGAACGAAAUGCGAACGAUCAGAACUCCGAAAAUUGAACUCGGCGUAAGACAUUACGCGCGGUAUUAAAUUAUAUUUAUAAUUCUGAACAGAUUGUGAUUUAAGAAAAUAAAAUAUAUGUAUAUGAGUGCAAACCCAUGCACGUGCAUAUUUUGUAACGAAAAUUGUAUGCAGAAUCACGUGUAUCUUUAUUGUUUUCGAUCUAUCAAACAAACACAUUGAACUCAUCCACUGCUUAUGGUAACAAUAGUUAAGGUCACCAUUCAAUAAGGACCAGUGAUGGGAAAUGAUCAAAUAUUGAUAAUGCUCGUUCAACGAUUAAAUGGUUCGAAUGAAAUCUACACAAUCUUAUAGUAAUUCGUGAAGGAAUAAAGUUUAACACAUAUUUUCUGUCCCCUUACUGCUCUCUGUUAAUAAUACAUUCGGUGUAAUGUUCAUCUUGGGUCACAGCAAAUGUCUAGUUUUUCAUUUAAAGGUAUUGUCCAUCGUGCACCCUGCACUCUCUCACGAUAUUAGCAUUUAUAAGAAAAACAUGAAAUCGAUGACGCGCAACCCUUUACUGGUACAGCAAGGUAAAGCCUAUGAACGUAUCCUAUGCAUUAUGCAGGACUCUAUAUCCAAAUUGGUUAGACUGCCUGUCUCUGUGUAAAAAUAAAUCUGUAAGCACAGUCAGUCAAGAGUUGCUUACGAAGAUGUAAAGAUGGAACGUAAAACUUUGUAUAAGAUCGCGCCAAAUGAAUACAAUAAGGAUUACCAGUCAAACGUGGAAUACGCUAUUAAAUUGAAUCGCUGGUUAUUAAAACCGAUUGGAAUUUGGCCCAUUAGGUCAUCAUCGAAAUUGUCCAAUAUCAUAUCAUUUAUUUACUCAGGUUUAUGUUGCUUUAUAAUGAUUUUUAUGGUGGUUCCGACGUGCAUCGAGAUAUUCACUGGUGAACAGAGUCUUAAAUCAAAGCUAGAAAUUUUUGGACCUACUAAUUUUUGUGCCAUGGCUAUUAUAAAGUAUUGUGUCUUUGCGUUUCGGAGCAGAAAACUUAAAGUUUGUAUAGAUUUCAUUAUUGCCGAUUGGCGUGAAGUUAGUAACAAAGAGGAACGCGUCAUUAUGUUCAGAAAUGUAUAUAUAGCUAGAUCUUUGACAGGAGUUUGUGUUACUUUCAUGUUUGCUGGUGGUAUUUUUUAUAAUAUACUCUUACCUCUGCUCACAUCCAAUUCUCUCUCAAGUGGUAACGUGACCAUUAGAAUGUUGCCAUACCGUGGUAAUUACAUAUUGUUUGAUGCAUAUGUGGGACCGUUUUACCACAUGGUAUACCUCAUGCAUUGUUUGUGCGCCAUAAUCAUGUACUCCGUCACAACUGUUGUGUGCAGUUUAGCUACAAAGUUUGUAAUGCACACGUGUGGACAGUGCCAAAUUGUGAUAUCACUCUUGAAAAAUCUUAUUGACGGCAAUCAAAAUUGUUCAAGAACCUUGGAUGACAGAUUGGCUGUUGUUGUUGUACGACAUCUCCGUGUACUCAGAUUUGCAUCACACGUGGAAAACAUUUUAAAUGAACUAUGCCUUCUGGAAUUUGUGGGUUGUACUAUAAAUUUGUGUCUCCUUGGAUAUUAUUUUAUUACAGAAUUUGAGAAUGCCAAUACACUCGGACUCAUUACUUUCUUUCUCUUACUCGUCUCCUUCACUUUUAAUAUUUUUAUAUUUUGUUAUGUCGGCGAACUGUUAACGGAUCACUGUCAUCAAAUAGGAGAAGCAUCUUACAUGAUCGAUUGGUAUCGUCUAUCAGGGAGGCAAGGACGAUUUUUGAUAAUGAUAAUUGCAAUUGCCAAUCGACCCAUAAAUCUCACAGCUGGUAAAAUGAUACAAUGGUCUCUGAUGUGCUUCACCAACGUAAUAAAAGUGGCAGUAGCAUACCUGAAUAUUAUCCGUAAAAUAACUUCGUGAUUGACGUCCAUGUAAUUACUUGAAAAGAUAUCCAAG